This is a messenger RNA of Hyposmocoma kahamanoa, 3242 nucleotides long. RefSeq lists its product as uncharacterized. The transcript is spliced from 2 exons. NCBI's taxonomy places the organism in Eukaryota, Metazoa, Arthropoda, Insecta, Lepidoptera, Cosmopterigidae. The record is from RefSeq and is a predicted model, not a curated record. Bases 54 to 2627 code for a protein of 857 amino acids.
GAUCCAUAGUCUCACAAUCGGGUAGCGGAAUACGCGCUUUGGUGAUAAGAACAAUGAGUGCAAAUGAAAUUACAGUAAAAAUGGAAAGAGAUGAAGAUGAUGAACCUGUAGUGCAUCCACCAACAAAUACUUAUGCGGGCAGAAUGCCUCCCAAUCGGCAUUUCUGUGCUGCUUUUGCGUGUAUGAACUCGAGUGACAAUAACAACUUGAAAUUUUUCCCGCUUCCUACUGACCCCCAAAGACGCGAAAAUUGGCUGCAACUAAUACGACGUGAAGACUUAAUAAAAAAGAGUUCCAAACGCUAUUAUGUAUGUGAAACACAUUUUCGAAAAGAAGAUAUCAAAGUAAAGGGUCCAAUUAUGGUAGUGGCGGAUUACGCAGUACCGGCUCUUUGUUUACCUGGUCGAUUGCAAGAAGGUAAAGAGACACAAACGUACACUGACGACAUUCCACGCUCUUACUCUGUCUUUACUCAAACUUGUCCCGAUACGAAAUUUGUUCACACCCAGACGAAUGUCCAACUAUUACACAGCCUACCUUACUGCCAAAAAUUAAAAAGUGAUCUCAAAACAACCAAAUUGAAACUGGCAAAAGUGAAAAGUAAGUUUAAUGCAAAACGGAAAGAGAUCUUUUCAAAACUAUGCGACAAAUAUUUGUCAAAAGAGUUAUCUGAGCUCGUGAAAGCGCAGGUGAACUUGAAAGAGUUCCACUGUGGAAAUAGAUAUACAUUGGAAUAUAAACUGUUUUGUUUCAAACUGUAUCAUACUAGUCCAGACGCAUACCACUUACUGUCAAAAACACUUAAACUUCCUUCAAAAGAAACCAUUACCAGAAUCUCUAUACCAGUAACAUCAGAAAUUACAGAUGACUUGCUUUCUAUUUUGAAAAAUAAAGUUCAGAGUAUGUCAGACGCAGAGAGGAAUUGUACUGUAGUGAUCGGAACUAUGGGAUUGAAAGCAAGUCUGUGGUAUAGCAGUCAGCAAGACAAAAUUGUCGGAUUCCACGAAGUCGACGGAGUCCAGUCUCCGAGGCCUGCAACAAGUGCUUUGGUCAUGAUUAUUCGUGGAUUGUUUUGCGAUUAUUCACAACCCGUAGGGUACGCUUUACUUUCGAAAAGUAAAGACUUUGAAGACGUCUUGAAAUGGAUUAACAAAAUUUUAACAAAACUUAUCGAUAUAGGUCUUCACGUCCGAGCGUUUGUAAGUGAUCUGGCGUCUGCACGACUUAUAGAAGCUAUAUCGAUUAGAAGAAAAGUCUCCAGUUCUAAACCGUAUUUCUAUGUCAAUGGUAGAAAAAUUUACUUUAUUUUAGACGCACCUUACUUACUGAAACUACUACGUAACAAGUUAUUACAUAAUGAUUUUCAUUUCCAAGAUUCUGUAGCCAAGUUUCAACACAUUCAAGAUUUUUACAACCAGGACAGCCAAAAAUGUUUCAAAGUAGCACCAGAGUUAACAAACAGCCAUAUUAACCCUUCCACUGGAGAAAAGAAGAAUAUAAAUUAUGCAAGGGAACUUUUAAGCAAAAAAGUUGCUGCUGGAAUUAAUACUUACGUAAAUUUUCAUGCAAUUGACGAAUCUGGAAAGGAAACGGCUAGAUUUAUAAGUAUGAUCGAUGAUUUAUUGGAUGCCCUAAGUUCAUCGCCGACUCAGGAGCCGAAUGGAUACAAAAGAGCCUUUUGUGGAGACGAGAUUCAAUUAGGAUUCUUUAACGAAAUGUUGGAAUUGUUCCAGUCGUUAAAAAUAAUUAAUUCAAAAAGUGGAAACGAUGUGUCAAGUGAAGCGGGCUUUAUUGAAGAGUUUGAAAUUAUCAUGAAAUCUGUUUUACAAUUAUUUCAUGAUCUGAAGGUUGAAGGACACACAUCUCUGUAUACGUGUAGACUACACAAUGACGUCCACCACGAUUUCAUUGAACAAAUGCGAGCGCAAAUUGGCAAGACCAGAAAACCCACUUGUCGAAUGUUUGUCAUAGGAUUUAUGACUAUAUUUGUUUCUAACAUUCUAAAGUCUAAAAAAGGUGAUGAUAUCAGUGACGCUCAUAGUACCCAGCACCUGGAAAGUGUGUUUCUUGAAAUUCGCAGAAUCAGAGAAAUGAGAGAUGAGCCAGACAAGAAACAUUUGAAUACAUCUGAAAAAUUGAAGGAAACGUCGGUUCAAGUUGCCAAGUCUGAUUAUGACAAACUACUGUUUCCGGAAGAUUUGCCUCUUCUUAAUAUAUGUGCGCACUUGUUAAAACAAUGCCUGGAUCACCAUAAAGACUGUGCUGCUCUAAGAUCUUACCUAAAGUUGGAUAUAGAGAAUUACAAUUAUUUCGAAGACUUAAACUUUAAGUAUUACAAAGAUGUGUCAAUGCCUUUGUUGGUCAUUCCUCCUGAUAAUUUCGUCGCAUAUGUAGAAAAAAUGGAGCACAAAUUCCAAGAAAUUAUACAAAGUGAACAUCUAUGUGUAAAAAUUUGCGACUCGAUGCAUAAAGCACUAAGUGAAAUUCCACCUUGGACUCCCUGCCCAUGUUUCCCGCAUACAUAUUUAAUAAAACUUUUUGUGAUGGCCAAGAUAAGUAAUAUCAUUAGAAUGAAUAAUAACGCAUCUCGAAGUAUAGGUAAAAAUGCAGCUUGCAGAUUUUCUUAACAGUAAUUCCUAGACAUAAAUAGAUUUUAUUGUUGAAAUGUUAAGUAUACAUAGUACUUUGUACUAUUUAACUUGGCCUAAAUGACAAUUUAUUGCUUUGUAUAACAUACGAAACCCUACCUAACGUAAGUACCGACGAGUCACUAACUCGAUGUCGCGCCACAUCUGCCGGAAAUUUUUGUCAUACACUGCGGUCUGUAGGCACUGUUUGUUUAUGUAAUGAGUGAUUUCGUUAAUUUGAAAUAUUUCAAUGUAGUAACAAGUUCAUUUUUUGACAAAUAAUUUAAAUAAGUUUCAACAAAAACCGUUAAUGGAACGUUCGAGAGAAAGCUACAAAGCGAUGUUAUUAGUGCUUUAGCAAGUUUCCUUCUUCGGUCCACCCACGCCUCUUGUUAAUCAACCAGAGCCUUUUAUGGGCCUACUAAAUUAUUUAGCCCAUUUCAUUGAAUGGAGCAAGCGAAAAACGAUCAAAAUCCGUUUUCUAACAUUUUACGAUAUAAUUUACUUUUUAGAUUGACAGGAAUUCACAAACAGAAAAUAUUUAAUGCAAAUAAUAAUUAUUUGCAUAAACAUCAAAAAUUAUAUAGUAAAUAUAUUUAUGAGUUUUUUUGAAUG